AUGGAGAACUAUUAAUUAUUCCAAACAUAGAUUAAGCAACAUAAAAAUAUCUAAUUUUAAAUGAGAAUAGAUAAGAAUUAAUCAGCGCAAGAAUAAAAUCAUUAGGAAGAAGAAGUAUCAGACAUUAGACUCAAAUUUUUUGUAAAGGAAGAAAAGGUAAGAUAAGGUUGGAUCCCUGAUCAACAAUAACAUAAGUGGAAGGAACUUCUACGAAAAAGAGAACUUUGA
Paramecium tetraurelia is the source of this 228-nucleotide messenger RNA. RefSeq lists its product as uncharacterized. The record is from RefSeq and is a predicted model, not a curated record. NCBI's taxonomy places the organism in Eukaryota, Ciliophora, Oligohymenophorea, Peniculida, Parameciidae. The transcript has a single exon.